AUAUACUCAAAUAUCCUGUAAAAUAUUCAUUGCUUACGCUAGAAAAUUCAAAAAUGGGAGUCGUUUGUACGCUUGUAUUCGCUUUGGCCUUUCUCGUCAAUUCCAUUGUUUGCACUGGUUGGAACCAUGGAGCGCCAAGAGAAAGAAUAAUGAGAAUGCGAAUAGAUGAACAUGCAAACAUGUGGUACAGGGAAUACUGCUGUGCACCACGCGGCCAACUUUAUACUUUACAACCAGUCAAGGGCACAAAGAGUUUCUUAGAAAGGGAUGGUAUCAUAAUUGGAUUUGGCCAAGAUUAUGGAACUAUUCGUGCGAUGCGUGACGCGAAUGGCAAUGCGUUUGUAUUUGAAGAAGGCAUGCGACGCCGACCAGCUUCGGAAGAAGAACUAAUGGCAAGAGGUGUAGGAGGACGUAUGCCACCAUUUGAUGCAAAUUCUCGAGAACUUUAGAAUUAGCCAAUGUUAGCGAGAAUAUUAUCGUUCUUGAGAAUUUUCAAAUUUUCAUCGUUUUUCAAUAGUUUUUUGUAGUUUAUGAUCAACACAGUAGACUAAACAAAUAAAUCCCUUUAUUUUCUUAACCGUUACCUCUACUGCAAAUUUUGAUGUCAUACUUUUCCUCCCUCUGAUAUCACCAUUUUUGAAAAGCAUUACUUUAGCCCCGUUUUACUGUUAUCGAAAAAAGCUGAAAUCGUGUAUGUGUUUUAAAAGAAAGUGAGUUUAAAUUUAAAUACAUGAAUCCAGUCCGUCGUUUUGGUUUUCCUGUAU
Belonocnema kinseyi is the source of this 764-nucleotide messenger RNA. RefSeq lists its product as uncharacterized. The coding region runs from base 54 to 449 and encodes 131 amino acids. The record is from RefSeq and is a predicted model, not a curated record. The transcript has 2 exons. Lineage: Eukaryota; Metazoa; Arthropoda; Insecta; Hymenoptera; Cynipidae.